GUUGCAAAGAUUGAGAACAUACUCGGACAUGGUUAAAAAAAAAAAAGGCCCAUUUUCAAUCGAACCGGGAAACCCUAAACCCAAGAAAAAACAACACAAGAUUCAUCGAGCCGAUGGCCGGCGGAGGCAACGGCGGCGGCGGAGGCAGCGGCAAGUGCAAGGAAGAGGAGCAAGACGGAGUGUCGGUGCAUUCUCCGUGCAAAGCGCCCCUUUCCUCUGCGUCUUCUCUCCCCCAGGAGCAGUCGCAGGUCGAAUUGGAGCUCAGGCUGCUGGAAGCUCUCGAGAGGUACCCUCCCGCCAAGUUGCAAGGUAUACAUCGUCACUUCGUCCUUUACGGGCUAAUGGAGCACCUGCGAAGAAGCUUCGACCGUCAUUUCUCUGCUGACGAGGUUUUACAGCUGCUGGAUCGUUUCUACAACUUGGACAUGCUGAAACCGGAUGAGGAUGAAUCUGACAUUCUAAACCAAGAGGAAGAUUUCAGCUUGCCACAGAGCUAUUUCGUCAAGGAAGAGCCUUAAGCCCAUGAAGGGUACAUUAUUUUUUUCAAUUCUGGAGACCUUCUUAGCUAUCAUUGCCCAGCAUGUUCAUGGGACGAAUUUGUCAUUGCUGUACAUACUUAUUCCAAAAUUUGCAAGAAUAAUGUUACUGUUUCAAUGACCGAUGUAAGGCACAUAUUUCAGCUUUCGUUUCCAGUCUGCCAAUCUAUAUCCGUUGUUUUUCUUUA
This is a messenger RNA of Eucalyptus grandis, 724 nucleotides long. RefSeq lists its product as hypothetical. Gene Ontology annotation, biological process: regulation of transcription by RNA polymerase II. Gene Ontology annotation, cellular component: NuA4 histone acetyltransferase complex; nucleus. NCBI's taxonomy places the organism in Eukaryota, Viridiplantae, Streptophyta, Magnoliopsida, Myrtales, Myrtaceae. The record is from RefSeq and is a predicted model, not a curated record. The coding region runs from base 114 to 518 and encodes 134 amino acids. The transcript has 6 exons.